GGGGGCGAUAUACAUUUUCCGCGGCUGUAGUUCCUGCAGCCGCAGCAGCAGCAGGGGAAGCGAGGCAGCGUCGUAAACAUGGCUGAUAGUGAAGUGGGAGAUGGACCAGACAGGAAAGAUGACAUCGAACGAGCAAAGAAUGAAGGCAAAGAACUGACCAAGGAGGAGAAGCAACGGCUGAGGAAAGAGAAGAAACAGCAGAAGAAGAACAAAGAGAGAAAAGAUGACAAGGCUUCAAAGGAAAGCGAGAAGGAAAAGAAGCCUGCUACCUCAGCUGCUCCAGCAUCCCAGCCUCCAACGCAACCAACAACGCAGAAAGCAGUGCCUGCUCCUGCGCCCGUUCCCGUGCCUGCCUCAGAAUCUCCUGCCCCGGCAGACAAGCCGGCUAAGAGUAAAGCAGAGCUAAAAGCUGAGAGGCGAGCUCGACAGGAUGCUGAGAGGGCGUCCAAACAGGGCAAGAAGGGAGAGGUGGGUCAGCAAGCUUCCACGGGCAAACCCAAAGCACCGCCCAGUGAGCUGCAGCCAGUGGUUAAGAGGCUCCCAGAACAUAUCCAAGUGGACAACCCGGAUGUUUUAAAGAAACUGGCCAAGAAAUUGGAAAGACAACAGAUUCCACUCCGGUCAGACUAUGGCUACAAAGUCAGUCUCUUUUCUCACCUUCACCAGUACAGUCGCAAAGCCCCUCUAACACAGCAACUUAGCAUUCCUUCCACAGUGAUUCAUCCUGCUAUUGUUCGACUGGGUCUCCAGUAUUCACAGGGCAUUGUGGCGGGAUCCAAUGCUCGCUCUGUAGCCCUGCUGCAUGCCUUCAAACAGGUAAUAAGGGACUAUACUACACCUCCAAAUGAGGAGCUGUCUAGAGACUUGGUCAACAAGUUGAAACCUUAUAUCAGUUUUUUAAAUCAGUGUCGCCCUCUGUCAGCCAGCAUGGGUAACGCAAUCAAAUACAUCAAGAAGGAGAUCUCCAAUAUUCCUAGUCAAUGCAAAGAAGAAGAGGCAAAGAGCAAACUGCUGAACUGUAUCGAGUGCUACAUCAAUGAGAAGAUCAUUCUUGCUGCUAAAGCUAUUGCCAAGUACUCCAUAGAGAAGAUCAGUGAUGGAGACGUCAUCCUAGUUUAUGGAUGCUCGUCACUGGUCAACCACAUCCUAUGCGAGGCGUUCGAGAAAAGCAGGAAGUUCCGUGUGAUCGUGGUGGACAGCAGGCCUCGGCUGGAGGGCAGGGAGGCUCUGAGGCGCCUGGUCCAGAGAGGCAUCAGCUGCACCUACGUCCUUAUCUCGGCGGUCUCUUACAUCCUUCCAGAGGUAUCAAAGGUGUUCCUCGGUGCUCACGCUCUGCUGGCCAACGGUUACGUCAUGUCUCGUGUGGGGACAUCCCAGAUAGCUCUGGUGGCCAAAGCCUUUAAUGUGCCUGUGCUGGUGUGUUGUGAGACCUACAAGUUUUGUGAGCGGGUGCAGACAGAUUCUUUCGUGUCCAAUGAACUUGAUGACCCUGAUGACCUCAUUGUGACCCGUAAAGGAAAGACUCAGCUAGAGGACUGGCAGCAAGUGGACUCUCUUGGCCUGCUUAACCUGGUGUAUGACGUGACGCCGCCUGAUUUCGUGGACCUGGUCAUCACAGAUCUGGGAAUGAUCCCAUGCACCUCGGUCCCUGUGGUGCUGCGAGUCAAAAACGUGGACCAGUGAACGACCUCCAUCUCGCAUCAGUCUGAGCCAAGGGGCCGGUUUUUCUCUGUGUCUUGAUGGGGGAAUUUGUGUGCAUGAAUGCUUGCACACAAAACAAUAUAUCGUGCUUUUAGCAUGCAAUAAAUAUAUAUCUGAAAUGA
Molecule: messenger RNA, 1823 nt
Organism: Xiphias gladius (swordfish)
Lineage: Eukaryota; Metazoa; Chordata; Actinopteri; Istiophoriformes; Xiphiidae
Gene: eif2b4
Product: eukaryotic translation initiation factor 2B, subunit 4 delta
Exons: 13
Coding region: 79-1683 (534 amino acids)
Source: RefSeq, a predicted model, not a curated record